Molecule: messenger RNA, 2588 nt
Organism: Ectocarpus sp. CCAP 1310/34
Lineage: Eukaryota; Phaeophyceae; Ectocarpales; Ectocarpaceae
Source: the annotation of a GenBank genome assembly
UGAGCGCACGACGAGCCUUUCUCGGAAAAUGAAGCAGCUGAUGAAGAUCAUCGGUGUGUUGAGGUUCCCCGUCAACCCCGAGCACCAUCUAUCAGCAAGAGCCCGCCAGAUUCUGGUCGAGGGCAGCGACAUCCCCUGUCACGAGAACGUGUGCGCAGCAUGCCUUCGGGGCAACGUCGUUUUGGACAGACAAGAAGCGAUAGCUGCAAGGCAGGACAAGUACAUUGUGGACAUAGUCAUCGAGAAGAAGGGGUGUGCAUUUUGCCGCAACGUGCGAGGGGUGCCGGGCGACGAGUGGCAACAACACGGGUACUUCGUAUUCGGAGAGACAGCUGUCCACAUCGAGUUGCCACUGGAGGUUAGGGCGCUCGUACACGGUGGCACACCCAUCACGACAGCAUGGCGAGGUCUCUUGCAGCACCUGGAAACCGAUUUGAUAUGGAUGGGAGAACACCCCAAACUGGCAACAAGGGUUUCGACGGGGAUGGACGGCCUGACCCGAUCACUGCUAGAAGUCUUUCUCGCCUUCGAGGCUCUCACGGAUCAUCCGUGCGAGUUUUCCAGCAUAGCCGCGGGGUAUUUCCCUCUGAUAACAUCUUGCGAUGGCUGCAAUAAGCUUUCGACCAACAACAUGACGCUGGAGAUGUUCCUGGCUCAGCGUGAAGAACAAGUGACUGACAUGGACCUAACGGCUUGUUGGCUUUCGCUGAGCGUGCUUUCGCCCAUGGUUUUCUCGAAGCGGCUGCAGUUCGUGUACACGACACCGAUCACGUUCUGCCGACACAACCGGAAGUCGAACAUAUUUGUUCUUGCGGAAAGAGGGGCCGUCGGGAGAAACCAAGACUUGGAGGGAUUGGACUACAACGAACUCAGCGCUUGGGUGAGGGGAUCGGAGGAAUCGACAAUGGCGGUCCUGAAUGGUGCGACAAUGGACAGAUUGAAGGCCCUCUACAAGAGAUGCUUGCGAAAGAAUAGGAAGAAGACUACUGUUCAGCCCGAAACUGUACCUUUGAUGCGGGACCUGUUCGCGAGGCUCUACGAGAAGGCCCUCAAAGAUACUGGAGGCAGCGUGGAAUGCUCCAAGGCGCUGAUGGGUCGGGGCUUUGCUGCGACGACUGGUGUUGAAGGGUUCUACUCUGUAUCCGAUGGGGUGCAAAUUAUGCACAUGUUCCUGCUGCGGCCGGAGGGACCCGUCGACGUGGCCAACAUGUUCCUGUUCUGCAAAGCCAUAUUGGGUCCCCGCGAACCUGACCUUAGGACUCGAGACUCGAAAGUAUUUCUACCAAUCCUUCUCAUCACAGAUUUGAUGUGCCGUUUAGGGCCAACCGUCCACAGUAGGGCACCUGCUGUGGUCGAGAAUGAAGGUGCACUCCCGCGGGAUGGCGCCGGCAACGUCGAUAUCCCUUCGCUGGCGACGGAAGGCGUCCACGUUGGCGGCAGCGUGGAUGGGCGUGGGAAGCCACAGGCAGAGGCAACAUGCACCCAAUACCGCGUGUACAACGUGCUGCGCGACGCGGGACUCAACCCACGGGUUCAGCGUGGCACCGACUUCGCUGCGCUCAUGGACCUGUAUGCGAGGGAAGGGUGCAAUGGUCUUUACGGGAAGUCUUUCGCUACCCGUGCUAGGAACCUUUUUGCGUUCGUUGCACGGCCGGAGCCGGAGAAGGAGACAUGCAUCGCCGAAAAGCUCGGGCCAGAAGGCGACGAAAAGAAGAAUAUCGCAGGCAAGCAUUUAACUACCUUCCUUGCGGUGCCAUGCCGCCCGACUUCAGCCCCCCGCCAGCAACUCGCCAUGAAUGUGUUUGGGGUUCAAGCUCUGCGCUCCGGGUCAGUAUUUGGUGCGGCAGCAUACUGUCCGAAUUUCAUUCAAAUUUGGUGUUCGAACGGCAACCCCGGCGACACCGCGGACAAGGACGGAAAGGUUGCUAGGUUUUCUGUCUGCUUCAACAUCCAAGCAGACGACACGCCGAAAGAGCGUGUUCCCCACUCCUACAACGCGGAGAAGGCCGGACCGUAUUUUGCGCCUGAUCACCUUCAUGACUUUAAUCACGGCUCCGACUGCCGUGAUAAAUACGGCCAGGUUAAUACUUGCAGUCAGUUGGCAGGAGUCAACUGUAACGUACACGAACAAAAUCACGCGAGGAAGAAGUUUCUGGGAAUGAUCAAUACCAUGGGGUUCGACCGGUUGUCCUUCAUGGUAGCGUUCGUCAAUAAGAUCGAGAAUGAGGCCAUCAACCACCGUACUCUACAAGUGUUGGUCAACUCCGAACGUCAACAUAGAAGCAGUCGAUUAGCUGUUUGUAAGGUGGAGAUUUGGUUGACCGGGCGUUGCUGUUGUGAGAAGUCUUUGCAAUUGCGGGAUGAUCAGUUCGGCCGAGCACGACUAUUUUUAUGUAGAAUUAUGCCCCUUCUUUUCGGAGUCGCAGCCGAGGAACCAAAGGCCGAGGAGGAGAUAGUACGGGAUUUUGAUUGGGGUGUGGGUUGUGUGCGUAGAAUUAGGUGAGGGUAGAGACGAGGACCAUUCGGAUUCGCGUGCGUACGAGUUCGAAAGAGAGGUACCGUUCAGAUAAUUUGAGUGAUUUUCCGAU